Messenger RNA from Colletotrichum navitas, 934 nucleotides. RefSeq lists its product as uncharacterized. The transcript has a single exon. Bases 108 to 677 code for a protein of 189 amino acids. The record is from RefSeq and is a predicted model, not a curated record. NCBI's taxonomy places the organism in Eukaryota, Fungi, Ascomycota, Sordariomycetes, Glomerellales, Glomerellaceae.
GGUACGCGCGCCAUCAGAUCCCGACCUGCCCUUGUUGGGGUUUUGCGACAGGUCGGGGAAGGGGACUGGGGAGAGCCGGUACGUGCCUCCAUUUUCAUUUCUUCCCUAUGGUACGGAGUACUAUACCCACCUUUUUCCUUUCCUCCCUCUGUCUCCGUGUGGUGUGUGGGAGAUGGGAGGGUACCCAAGUACCUCAGCAUUUCCACCUGCCGAUUUGUACGGGUUGUAUUCCGUACGGGUAUGUUAAUCAUCAGCCUUUUUUUUUUUUUUUUUUUCCCUCUUCUCUUAUGUUUUACUUGGUCGCUUGUGUUACAUACUAUGCAGUACCUAGUGUGUGUACUAUGCAUAUACCGGUAGUAUGCCCGGCACUACUGGCAUCAUCGACAUCCCGAAGUAUAGCUAGCAGUCGCAUCGUCAUCAUCGCCGCCAUCGCCAUCACCGUUGGCCAUCGCCGCCAUCAGGUCAGCAACUGGGAUGAUGCUGUCGUGUCCGUCGACAUUUGGCCAAACGCGUGGGCUCCGUUUCCUCGCACCCUCGUCGCCCCGGUCCGGAAGCUGUCGUGCGCUAUUACACCAUCGUCCAAUGCCCAUGAGGCAAAGAAGGCCCUUAUCCCCAUCCAGGGGAGAGAGAAAAAAAAAAAAAAGAGGAAGAAGAAAAAAUCACUCUCGUCGUGCUGAUUGAUGGUCUGUGUGUGGCAGGCCCGCUGUGGUUUUUGGUGGGAAUCGAAAUACAUAAAUGAAAUUAUCUGCCUGGCUUGUUGGCCUGUCCGUGGUGAAUUCUCGGCCUCAUUCGCAAUAUUGCUAUCCACCCUGCGUAUCCGUCGCAUUUUCUCUUCUCCAGUAUCGCCGUCGCUAUUCCCGCUCUCCUCUUGAUCCCCCCCCUCUGCCCCCCUCUCCUCCCCUUCCCCCCUACACCAAUUUCCCAAUCGUGAACC